UGUCUGGGUAGGCAGUGUCGGCAGAGCGGGAAACACAAGUGGUGAAUUUAUUUUACUGCAAUAUUACGCUUACAAUACACUGCAGCGGUACGGUUUGUGUCAUACUGCUUAUUACCGCGGUCUGCACAGCGUCUGGAGUGCGGCAGGCCUUGCGUUUCCAGACUGAAAUGUGCAGAGAGGAGUAGGAGGAGGAAGAAAGGACAAAUGAAGGAGGAGGAGGAAAUAGAAGGAAAGUAGAAAAAGAGGAGAAGAAGAAAAUGUUAAGAAGACAAUAUUUAGCUUCAUUUCCACUGUUUUCCAGGCAUGUAAACAAUGACCGAGGAGGUGGAACCCAUGCCUACUUCUCCCCCCGAGUCUCUGGACCUGGACAAGUUCAGGAAGGUCGUGAGGAGCUCCAUCGAGAGGCAUCACUACCGCACAGCAAUGUUCUGGGCGGACAAGGUGGUGAGUCUGAGUGGCGGCGCAGCGGCUGACGUGUACUGGCUGGCACAGACGUACUACCUCACCAAGCAGUACCACCGCGCCAUCGUGCUGCUCACCACUCACAAGCUGCUCAGGAACCUGACGUGCCGGUACCUGGUUGCACUGUGCCACUAUGAGGUUGGGGAGUACCCAUCAGCACUCAACAUUCUGGAGCACAACGACAACAACAACAUGUCGCCCAGCAAGGUGAAGGGAGAGCCGCUGUCAGUGCCAGAGAUUGAUGAUGUCAUGUCGACCACUUGCUCCACUCACCUGCUGAAAGGGUACAUCUACGAGGCGACAGACAACAGGGCGCUGGCUGCCGAGAGCUUCCAGGUGGCUCUGCAGGCCGACCCCAUGUGCUGUGAGGCCAUCCACGCUCUCACCCAGCACCACAUGCUCACUGCCAAGGAGGAGCAAGACCUGCUGAGUUCCGUGCCACUCUCCGGGUGGUGCAGCGAACCAGAGGGUGCCGUGGUUCGCGCUGUGUACCAGACACGAACCAAUAAGUACUGCUCCCCAAACCAGACCAUCCCACAGCCUGUCGCAGCACUGGGCACCAAUGCAGACUUCCUCACAGCACAGGCUGAGAAGCUCUACUAUAACUGCAACUUUUCCCAGUGUUAUCGCCUCACGCAGGAGGUGCUGAAGAAGGACCCUUACCACACCGAAUGCCUGCCCAUCCACAUCUCCUGCCUGGUGGAACUUAAACAGGCCAACACUCUCUUCCUGCUGGCACAUAAGCUAGUGGACCUAUACCCAGAGAGCGCCCUUGCCUGGUUCGCUGUCGGCUGCUAUUACUAUCUUAUAGGUAAGAAUGAACAAGCCAGGCGGUACCUCAGCAAGGCCACCACCCUGGACCGUGUCUUUGGGCCGGCCUGGAUUGCGUAUGGCCACUCCUUUGCUGCAGAGAAUGAGCAUGACCAGGCGAUGGCGGCUUACUUCAAGGCAGCACAGCUCAUGAAGGGGUGUCACCUGCCCCUCCUCUACAUUGGCAUGGAGUAUGGACUCACCAAUAAUCCCAAGUUUGCCGAGAAGUUCUUCCGAGAGGCCCUGGAGAUCGCGCCGUCAGAUCCCUUUGUCCUCCAUGAGCUGGGUGUGGUCGCCUUCAGUAAUCAGGAGUAUGGCGUGGCAGAGACCUACAUGAGGAAGGCGGUUGCGCUGGUGGAGGAGGGCGGAGUGGCGGCGGCGGUGGUGCCGGAGAAGUGGUCAGCGCUGCACAACAACCUGGCACACACCUGUCGCAAGCUGGCCAAGUACGAGGAGGCCAUCCACUUCCACCAGCAGGCCCUUCGUCUGUGUCCGGGCGUGGCGUCAACAUACUCAGCCCUGGGACUCGUGCAGGCGCUGGUGGGGGACUACGAGGCGGCCGUGGUGUCCCUGCACAAGGCUCUCUCCCUGCACCGCGACCACACCACUGCCACCACACUCCUCAACACUGUCAUGGAGCAGCUUACGGCUCAGACACCAACUUUCCAGGGAGAUGACAACGUGCCUCCCCUGGACCUCCCCUCAGAGCUGGUGGGGACUGACACAAACACUAGCGACCUAACACCAGCAUCUGCCGAGGAGCCGCUCAGUGACACCAACCUUCUGGGCUCCAGUAUAGGUCAGCCUAUGAUGCACUCCUCAGAUGUAGCAGGAGACUCCCUUAGCCACUCGGAGAGCCAGUCCUCGGCACUCAUCAUAGAGGACAUGGUGAUGGAUGACCAGAGCCCCUGAGCCACACACAAAUACAAAUAUGAACAGUAGAUGCUCCCGUUAUCAAUUUCUUCUGCCCAGUCUCUAAUAAAUUUUUUCUCUGCCAAAUGCAUUCACUUCUUGUGUUUGUGAUUUGCCACGUCUGUUUUAUUUUAAUAUAAAUGCCAGAAGAUGC
Messenger RNA from Scylla paramamosain (green mud crab), 2338 nucleotides. It is a transcript of the gene Cdc16, whose product is annotated as cell division cycle protein 16 homolog. Gene Ontology annotation, cellular component: anaphase-promoting complex; cytoplasm. Gene Ontology annotation, biological process: anaphase-promoting complex-dependent catabolic process; protein ubiquitination; cell division. The transcript is spliced from 14 exons. The record is from RefSeq and is a predicted model, not a curated record. The coding region runs from base 313 to 2184 and encodes 623 amino acids. Gene Ontology annotation, molecular function: protein binding. NCBI's taxonomy places the organism in Eukaryota, Metazoa, Arthropoda, Malacostraca, Decapoda, Portunidae.